Messenger RNA from Tripterygium wilfordii, 1065 nucleotides. Its product is annotated as WAT1-related protein At1g25270-like. The transcript has 7 exons. Gene Ontology annotation, cellular component: plasma membrane. The coding region runs from base 1 to 1065 and encodes 354 amino acids. NCBI's taxonomy places the organism in Eukaryota, Viridiplantae, Streptophyta, Magnoliopsida, Celastrales, Celastraceae. Gene Ontology annotation, molecular function: transmembrane transporter activity. The record is from RefSeq and is a predicted model, not a curated record.
AUGGUAGUGACGCAAGUUGCAAUUGCUGGAAUGGUCAUCUUAUAUAAAAUGACAAUCGCUACUGGAAUGAAUUUGCGGAUCCUCAUCGCCUAUCGCAUGGCUGUUGCUGCAAUCUCCAUGGCUCCUCUCCCAUUCAUCUUUGGCAGAAAAUCCAGACCAAAGAUCACUUGGGUUGUAAUUUUCCAAGCCUUCUUGUGUGGCUUAUUUGGGGGAACAUUGUUUCAAAAUUUAUACUUUCAAAGCAUAAUCUUAAAAUCUGCCACAUUCGCUGCCGCGUUGAUGAAUCUCAAUCCUGCUUUUACCUACAUAUUUGCCAUCACCUUCAGAAUGGAAAAGUUGGGGUUGAAAAGAGUGUCAGGGAAGGCAAAGUUGUUAGGGACAUUAUUUGGUAUAGCUGGUGCAAUGGUUUUUGCAUUCUAUAAAGGCGCAAAUAUUCAUGUCCCAUCAAUACAUAUCGACCUUUUGGAUCAUAAUCACCAACAUAGCCAUGUUGCACGACUCCACACAAAUUCAAAAUCCCAAGCUCUUGGGAUUUUGUCUUGUUUUGGUGUUUGCUUGUCUUUUGCAAGUUGGUUGAUCGUUCAGGGUAAAAUGAGCAAAAGAUUACCGUGUGUUUACACAGUCAUUGCUUUACAGAAUGCAAUGGCUGCAAUUCAAUCUAUUGUUCUUGCUUUGUGCCUGGAAAGAAAUUGGAGUAAUUGGUGUUUGAAAUGGGACAUUGGAUUGCUUACGAUUGUCUAUUCAGGUACCGUGAAUUCUGGGUUAGUCCUGACACUCAUGGCAUGGUGUGGGGACUUGAAAGGUCCUUUGUUCGUGGCGAUUUUCUUUCCUCUUUCUUUCCUACUAGUAGCCAAUGCAAAUGACAGCAUAAUAGGAGCAGUGUUGAUUGUGAUCGGAUUAUACAUGAUAUUGUGGGGAAAAAAGAAGGAAACUAAGGAGAAUAAAGUACAUUUGCAAUCACAAGCUCAUGAGUCUGACUCCGUGAUUGAGAUUGUAACUGAAGACCAGUUAAGUUCAACCAUUACCACAAAUGGAGACUCUAAUAAGGCACAAACUAGUUGCUAA